This is a messenger RNA of Mugil cephalus (flathead mullet), 8398 nucleotides long. RefSeq names its product hemicentin-2-like. NCBI's taxonomy places the organism in Eukaryota, Metazoa, Chordata, Actinopteri, Mugiliformes, Mugilidae. Gene Ontology annotation, cellular component: membrane. The record is from RefSeq and is a predicted model, not a curated record. Gene Ontology annotation, biological process: cell-cell adhesion. The transcript is spliced from 32 exons. The coding region runs from base 129 to 8099 and encodes 2656 amino acids. Gene Ontology annotation, molecular function: integrin binding.
CUGUCACCACAAUUUAGCCAGUGAACGCUGAGUCACUAUUCAUAUGUAUCCAGGGUUUGAAGGUGGACAGCCUCUGGACCUUCCUGAAACAACGCCGCUCCCUCUUGCCUCCUGCAUGCUCUCCAAGCAUGCUGCUGCUCAGGAUGUUGGGUCUUAUCAUAAUCAUGUUUUUACUUUGCGAUGCAGACAGCACUUGCCCUCCAGAUUCAACUCCUCUUCAGGUGGAACCUACUGUGAUAAUAAGAGAAUAUGGAGAUCAUGUUGAUGUAAACUGCUCCCACUAUGACAAUCACCUUGACAUAUUGUGGAGAGUUGGAAACAAUACACUUGUAGGUGACAAUGAUUACGACUAUUUCACGCUCAGUUUGUCACUGUCAGACUGGAACAUGAGUGCAGAGUGCAUAGUGAAAAUAAAUGAGUCUCAUGAAUGCAGCAAACAUCUUGAAAUUAACGUUUACAAGAACCCAGAAGUUGUCCUCUCCACCAAGAAUGUACAGGCUUUGGGGGAUGAGACACUGUAUGAACUGCAGUGUGAUAUCCUCGAUGUCGCUCCCGUUGAAAAUCUCGUAUUGAGGUGGUACACAAACAAUGAACUCAACAAGACGGACGUUUUCAACAACACAAUCAGAACACCGGUGAAUGAGUCUGGUACUCUGACCCUCAGAGUCAGAAGAGAAGAUAAUGUAGUCCAGGUUACAUGUGAGGCUCAGCUGGUCUUUGGGCCGAGUGGAAGUUUACCGUCUGUUUCUCACACCCACAGUGUUUCUGCACACUAUGCUCCCGAGCUCAAGAUUCAAUCCAAUACUCAAGACAUAUAUGUAGCUGAGGGCGACGACAUCUCACUGAACUGUGAAGCUGAGGGAAACCCUCCUCCUGUCUUUCAGUGGACCAGUGAUGGGCUCAGUGUGCUGGAGGAGGACUCAGACACACUCAACAUUACUCAAGUAAAUGCCAGCUCAACCUACAUCUGCACAGCUACCAAUAAUCUUGGAAGUAUAACUAAGCAAAUCCAUGUUCACGUGACAAACGUGAACGUCCAAGCAACCCCUGCAGCCGCUCCCUUGUCUCCUCUCGCUCCUGAAACAGGUUGCCCGGUGACACUGACUCCCCCUGAAAUUGUGGUGAGGUUUGGAGAUCCAGUUUCAGUCAACUGCACCACAUCAGAUGCAGACAGCACUUGCCCUCCAGGUUCAACUCCUCUUCAGGUGGAACCUGCUGUGAUAAUAAGAGAAUAUGGAGAUCAUGUUGAUGUAAACUGCUCCCACUAUGACAAUCACCUUGACAUAUUGUGGAGAGUUGGAAACAAUACACUUGUAGGUGACGAUGAUUACGACUAUUUCACGCUCAGUUUGUCACUGUCAGACUGGAACAUGAAUGCAGAGUGCAUAGUGAAAAUAAAUGAGUCUCAUGAAUGCAGCAAACAUCUUGAAAUUAACGUUUACAAGAACCCAGAAGUUGUCCUCUCCACCAAGAAUGUACAGGCUUUGGGGGAUGAGACACUGUAUGAACUGCAGUGUGAUAUCCUCGAUGUCGCUCCCAUUGAAAAUCUCGUAUUGAGGUGGUACACAAACAAUGAACUCAACAAGACGGACGUUUUCAACAACACAAUCAGAACACCGGUGAAUGAGUCUAGUACUCUGACCCUCAGAGUCAGAAGAGAAGAUAAUGUAGUCCAGGUUACAUGUGAGGCUCAGCUGGUCUUUGGGCCGAGUGGAAGUUUACCGUCUGUUUUUCACACCCACAAUGUUUCUGCACACUAUGCUCCUGAGCUCAAGAUUCAAUCCAAUACUCAGCACAUAGAUGUAGCUGAGGGCGACGACAUCUCACUGAACUGUGAAGCUGAGGGAAACCCUCCUCCUGUCUUUCAGUGGACCAGUGAUGGGCUCAGUGUGCUGGAGGAGGACUCAGACACACUCAACAUUACUCAAGUAAAUGCCAGCUCAACCUACAUCUGCACAGCUGCCAAUAAUCUUGGAAACAUAACUAAGCAAAUCCAUGUUCACGUGACAAACGUGAACGUCCAAGCAACCCCUGCAGCCGCUCCCUUGUCUCCUCUCGCUCCUGAAACAGGUUGCCCGGUGACACUGACUCCCCCUGAAAUUGUGGUGAGGUUUGGAGAUCCAGUUUCAGUCAACUGCACCACAUCAGAUGCAGACAGCACUUGCCCUCCAGAUUCAACUCCUCUUCAGGUGGAACCUGCUGUGAUAAUAAAAGAAUAUGGAGAUCAUGUUGAUGUAAACUGCUCCCACUAUGACAAUCACCUUCACAUAUUGUGGAGAGUUGGAAACAAUACAUUUGUAGGUGACAAUGAUUACUUUGUCAUGCACAAUUUGUCACUGUCAGACUGGAACAUGAAUGCAGAGUGCAUAGUUAAAAUAAAUGAUUCUCAUGAAUGCAGCAAACAUCUUGAAAUUAACGUUUACAAGAACCCAGAAGUUAUCCUCUCCACCAAGAAUGUACAGGCUUUGGGGGAUGAGACACUGUAUGAACUGCAGUGUGAUAUCCUCGAUGUCGCUCCCGUUGAAAAUCUCGUAUUGAGGUGGUACACAAACAAUGAACUCAACAAGACGGACGAUUUCAGCAACACAAUCAGAACACCGGUGAAUGAGUCUAGUACUCUGACCCUCAGAGUCAGAAGAGAAGAUAAUGUAGUCCAGGUUACAUGUGAGGCUCAGCUGGUCUUUGGGCCGAGUGGAAGUUUACCGUCUGUUUUUCACACCCACAAUGUUUCUGCACACUAUGCUCCUGAGCUCAAGAUUCAAUCCAAUACUCAGCACAUAGAUGUAGCUGAGGGCGAGGACAUCUCACUGAACUGUGAAGCUGAGGGAAACCCUCCUCCUGUCUUUCAGUGGACCAGUGAUGGGCUCAGUGUGCUGGAGGAGGACUCAGACACACUCAACAUUACUCAAGUAAAUGCCAGCUCAACCUACAUCUGCACAGCUACCAAUAAUCUUGGAAGUAUAACUAAGCAAAUCCAUGUUCACGUGACAAACGUGAACGUCCAAGCAACCCCUGCAGCCGCUCCCUUGUCUCCUCUCGCUCCUGAAACAGGUUGCCCGGUGACACUGACUCCCCCGGAAAUUGUGGUGAGGUUUGGAGAUCCAGUUUCAGUCAACUGCAACACAUCAGGUGAUAAAGGACUAGGUUGGGAGGCCACAGUUGGAGGCACGGGUUUAGAAAAUGUAGCCUUUCUGCCGUGGACGGUUGAAAACCUGAACACCUGGAACCCCCUGGCCUCCUGCUACACUUUUGUGAAUGAUAAACAGUGUGAAAAACAUCUAAACUUCACUGUAUAUCAGACUCCAGACCAAGUGUCCGUGCUGGAUGAUGGUCCGAUGCUGGAGGGCAAAGAGUACCAGCUGCUAUGUAGCAUCACCAAUGUGGCUCCUGUGCGGAAGCUCAAAGUGAAGUGGUACCGAGGUCACGAAACUCUGUUUGAAGAAACAUUCAAUGACACCGUAUUGACCUCACAAAAUCUUAAUUCUACCUUGAGAAUCACUCCUACCAAAGAAAACAAUGGAGCCGUUUUUACGUGUCAGGCUGAGCUGCACCUUGGACCCAAUGGACCAAAAUUCCUCCAAAAUAAAACUUCUGCUCCAUACACCGCUGUGGUGCACUACACUCCAAUCAUCAUCAACUGUCCUGCACAAUAUGUUGUGGAACAUAACUACAGUUUGGACAUGUUGCCCUGCAAAGCUGAUGGGAACCCUUCACCGACAGUUAACUGGUACCAUGAGGAUGAAGUGGUGAAUCCAUCUGUGCCUCUCAGCAGGAAUGACUCAGGAAACUACAGAGCUGAAUUUGAAAACAGCGUAGGCACGGACAGCACCACGGUUCAAAUCACAGUAGAAUAUGAGCCCUCCUUUACCUGCAGUGAGACCUAUGAUGUUAAAGUGAAUGGUGAGCUCCAGUGUGAACCAGAAGGACUACCUACACCCACACUCACCUGGUUCAAAGAUGGACAAAACAUAGCCCCACCACGGUGGACAAAGGAAGAUAGUGGAGAAUACUUACUUCAAGCAUCCAACAAACACGGAUCAGCCAAUCACACGCUACGUGUCAAUAUUUUGUACACUCCGAUCAUCCUCAACUGUCCUGCACAAUAUGUUGUGGAACAUAAGUACAGUUUGGACAUGUUGCCCUGCAAAGCUGAUGGGAACCCUUCACCGACAGUUAACUGGUACCAUGAGGAUGAAGUGGUGAAUCCAUCUGUGCCUCUCAGCAGGAAUGACUCAGGAAACUACAGAGCUGAAUUUGAAAACAGCGUAGGCACGGACAGCACCACGGUUCAAAUCACAGUAGAAUAUGAGCCCUCCUUUACCUGCAGUGAGACCUAUGAUGUUAAAGUGAAUGGUGAGCUCCAGUGUGAACCAGAAGGACUACCUACACCCACACUCACCUGGUUCAAAGAUGGACAAAACAUAGCCCCACCACGGUGGACAAAGGAAGAUAGUGGAGAAUACUUACUUCAAGCAUCCAACAAACACGGAUCAGCCAAUCACACGCUACGUGUCAAUAUUUUGUAUGCUCCUGAGCUCAAGAUUCAAUCCAAUACUCAGGACAUAGAUGUAGCUGAGGGCGACGACAUCUCACUGAACUGUGAAGCUGAGGGAAACCCUCCUCCUGUCUUUCAGUGGACCAGUGAUGGGCUCAGUGUGCUGGAGGAGGACUCAGACACACUCAACAUUACUCAAGUAAAUGCCAGCUCAACCUACAUCUGCACAGCUGGCAAUUAUCUUGGAAACAUAACUAAGCAAAUCCAUGUUCAUGUGACAAACGUGAACGUGCAAGCAACCCCUCUCGCUCCUGAAAUAGGUUGCCCGGUGACACUGACUCCCCCGGAAAUUGUGGUGAGGUUUGGAGAUCCAGUUUCAGUCAACUGCACCACAUCAGGUGAUGAAGGACUAGGUUGGGAGGCCACAGUUGGAGACACGGGUUUAGAAAAUGUAGCCUUUCUGCCGUGGACAGUUGAAAACCUGAACACCUGGAACCCCCUGGCCUCCUGCUACACUUUUGUGAAUGAUAAACAGUGUGAAAAACAUCUAAACUUCACUGUAUAUCAGACUCCAGACCAAGUGUCCGUGCUGGAUGAUGGUCCGAUGCUGGAGGGCAAAGAGUACCAGCUGCUAUGUAGCAUCACCAAUGUGGCUCCUGUGCGGAAGCUCAAAGUGAAGUGGUACCGAGGUCACGAAACUCUGUUUGAGGACACAUUAGGUGACACCGUAUUGACCUCACAAAAUCUUAAUUCUACCUUGAGAAUCACUCCUACCAAAGAAAACAAUGGAGCCGUUUUUACGUGUCAGGCUGAGUUGCACCUUGGACCCAAUGGACCAAAAUUCCUCCCAAAUAAAACCUCUGCUCCAUACACCGCUGUGGUGCACUACACUCCGAUCAUCAUCAACUGUCCUGCACAAUAUGUUGUUCAACCUGGGUUCAGUUUGGACAUGUUGCUCUGUGAAGCUGAUGGGAACCCUCCACCCACAGUUAAGUGGUACCAUGAUGAUAAAGUGGUGAAUCCAUCUGUGCCUCUCAGCAGGACUGACUCAGGAAACUACAGAGCUGAAUUUGAAAACAGCGUAGGCACGGACAGCACCACGGUUCAAAUCACAGUGGAAUAUGAGCCCUCCUUUACCUGCAGUGAGACCUAUGAUGUUAAAGUGAAUGGUGAGCUCCAGUGUGAACCAGAAGGACUACCUACACCCACACUCACCUGGUUCAAAGAUGGACAAAACAUAGCCCCACCACGGUGGACAAAGGAAGAUAGUGGAGAAUACUUACUUCAAGCAUUCAACAAACACGGAUCAGCCAAUCACACGCUACGUGUCAAUAUUUUGUACACUCCAAUCAUCAUCAACUGUCCUGCACAAUAUGUUGUGGAACAUAAGUACAGUUUGGACAUGUUGCCCUGCAAAGCUGAUGGGAACCCUUCACCGACAGUUAACUGGUACCAUGAGGAUGAAGUGGUGAAUCCAUCUGUGCCUCUCAGCAGGAAUGACUCAGGAAACUACAGAGCUGAAUUUGAAAACAGCGUAGGCACGGACAGCACCACGGUUCAAAUCACAGUAGAAUAUGAGCCCUCCUUUACCUGCAGUGAGACCUAUGAUGUUAAAGUGAAUGGUGAGCUCCAGUGUGAACCAGAAGGACUACCUACACCCACACUCACCUGGUUCAAAGAUGGACAAAACAUAGCCCCACCACAGUGGACAAAGGAAGAUAGUGGAGAAUACUUACUUCAAGCAUCCAACAAACAUGGAUCAGCCAAUCACACGCUACGUGUCAAUAUUUUGUAUGCUCCUGAGCUCAAGAUUCAAUCCAAUACUCAGGACAUAGAUGUAGCUGAGGGCGACGACAUCUCACUGAACUGUGAAGCUGAGGGAAACCCUCCUCCUGUCUUUCAGUGGACCAGUGAUGGGCUCAGUGUGCUGGAGGAGGACUCAGACACACUCAACAUUACUCAAGUAAAUGCCAGCUCAACCUACAUCUGCACAGCUGCCAAUAAUCUUGGAAACAUAACUAAGCAAAUCCAUGUUCACGUGACAAACGUGAACGUCCAAGCAACCCCUGCAGCCGCUCCCUUGUCUCCUCUCGCUCCUGAAACAGGUUGCCCGGUGACACUGACUCCCCCGGAAAUUGUGGUGAGGUUUGGAGAUCCAGUUUCAGUCAACUGCACCACAUCAGGUGAUAAAGGACUAGGUUGGAAGGCCACAGUUGGAGACACGGGUUUAGAAAAUGUAACCGUUCUGCCGUGGACAGUUCAAAACCUGAACACCUGGAACCCCCUGGCAUCCUGCUACACUUUUGCGAAUGAUAAACAGUGUGAAAAAUCUCUAAACUUCACUGUAUAUCAGACUCCAGACCAAGUGUCCGUGCUGGAUGAUGGUCCGAUGCUGGAGGGCAAAGAGUACCAGCUGCUAUGUAGCAUCACCAAUGUGGCUCCUGUGCAGAAGCUCAAAGUGAAGUGGUACCGAGGUCACGAAACUCUGUUUGAAGACACAUUCAAUGACACCUCUUUGGUUGUAUUGACCUCACAAAAUCUUAAUUCUACCUUGAGUAUCACUCCUACCAAAGAAAACAAUGGAGCCGUUUUUACAUGUCAGGCUGAGCUGCACCUUGGACCCAAUGGACCAAAAUUCCUCCCAAAUAAAACCUCUGCUCCAUACAUCGCUGUGGUGCACUACACUCCGAUCAUCAUCAACUGUCCUGCACAAUAUGCUGUGAAACAUAAGUACAGUUUGGACACGUUGCUCUGCAAAGCUGAUGGGAACCCUCCACCCACAGUUAAGUGGUACCAUGAGGAUCAAGUGAUGAAUCCAUCUGUUCCUCUCAGCAGGAAUGACUCAGGAAACUACAGAGCUGAAUUUAAAAACAGCGUAGGCCCGAACAGCACCACGGUUCAAAUCACAGUAGAAUAUGAGCCCUCCUUUACCUGCAGUGAGACCUAUGAUGUUAAAGUGAAUGGUGAGCUCCAGUGUGAACCAGAAGGACUACCUACACCCACACUCACCUGGUUCAAAGAUGGACAAAACAUAGCCCCACCACAGUGGACAAAGGAAGAUAGUGGAGAAUACUUACUUCAAGCAUCCAACAAACACGGAUCAGCCAAUCACACGCUACGUGUCAAUAUUUUGUAUGCUCCUGAGCUCAAGAUUCAAUCCAAUACUCAGGACAUAGAUGUAGCUGAGGGCGACGACAUCUCACUGAACUGUGAAGCUGAGGGAAACCCUCCUCCUGUCUUUCAGUGGACCAGUGAUGGGCUCAGUGUGCUGGAGGAGGACUCAGACACACUCAGCAUUACUCAAGUAAAUGCCAGCUCAACCUACAUCUGCACAGCUACCAAUAAUCUUGGCAAAAUAACUAAGCAAAUCCAUGUUCAUGUGACAAACGUGAACGCCCAAGCAACCCCUCUCGCUCCUGAAACAGGUCACUUUCCUCCGUGGCUUUGGCUGGCAAUAAUUAUAUCAGUGAUCAUCUUGACCAUCAGCAUAUUCGUGGUCUUUUUACGCCUUUGCCAGAAAAAAGAAGGACAAUACCGUUUUGUCCAGCAGUCAGACAUCUCCAUGUCCAUAAUGACAAAUGAGGGAAAUGAAAAUUUAAUUUGAUAUGUAAUUUGUCAUUUUCCGCCUGUAAAUAAAGUUACACAUGUAAAAUAAUGAUGUAUUGCUUUGCCAGUGUUCACGAUCAAGUAGGUGCACUAAAGUUAGACCUAUGUUAAAAUGCUGUGUUUCUAUUGGUAAAGUAACUUUGAUAUCUUUCUUUUUCGUCUUGAAACCCCCUGUCUGCAUCUUAAUUCUCUUCUAAUACUGGAUGUGUAAAACUGUACAGGCCUAAAAUACUUACAGUGCUUGUGUGACACUGCAGCGGUUAAUAAAGAAGAAAAAAAUAAAUGAACAAAAGCGGC